Babjeviella inositovora NRRL Y-12698 is the source of this 2012-nucleotide messenger RNA. RefSeq lists its product as uncharacterized. NCBI's taxonomy places the organism in Eukaryota, Fungi, Ascomycota, Pichiomycetes, Serinales. Gene Ontology annotation, cellular component: membrane. Gene Ontology annotation, molecular function: transmembrane transporter activity. The coding region runs from base 7 to 1536 and encodes 509 amino acids. The record is from RefSeq and is a predicted model, not a curated record. The transcript has a single exon. Gene Ontology annotation, biological process: transmembrane transport.
CCCGCCAUGUCACAAUCCAUAGUUAUACCGCCAAUGCCAAUCCAACGAAAGCAGGAUAUCGCUUACCACGCCUCCUAUGUCAGCACUCCGGAAAUUCGCGCGCGUCCCGAGCCAGAUAGCACCAACAGUUGCAGCGAAGAUCCUGGGAGCUCGCAAGCUGGAGUUUUUGAACCUCCUGAGCUCACCAUCCACAAUCCCCCCAAGAACUUUCACCGGGUCAUCGCCAGUGGCAUCUGGAUUCUCCUUGGGGGAUUCACAGAUGGUGCGCCUGGUGCGUUGCUUCCCACCAUUGAGACGUACUACGACGUCUCUUACUCUGUAGUGUCGAUGAUCUGGGUCUCUAGUGCCGUGGGGUAUCUCGUUGUUGCACUCCUUGCGUCGACUCUCAGCCGUUAUGUCGGCCGCUCACGGUUGCCCAGUCUUGGGGUAGCCUGUCAGAUGGUCAUGUUUGCGAUGAUUUCACCUGGUGCGGCCUUCCCUAUAACUGUUGUUUCCUUUUUCUUUGGUGGGAUGGGGUUUGCAAUCACGCUUUCCCAGUUGAAUGUGUUUUUCAGUCGCCUAAAGGGUUCAGCCACCUAUUUGGGCUAUCUCCAUGCGAGUUACGGUGUCGGUGCGACUCUUGCGCCGUUGGUAUCCAAAUCUAUGAUCAACGCGGGGGUUCAGUGGCACUAUGUCUAUGCGAUGUUGCUCGGUGUUUCUGUGUUGAACUUCUUCAACUUAGGGAUUGCCUUCAGAGGUGCCGAAGAGGAUUUGAAGCCGUGGGAUGGGGAAGCGAUAAAGACCGGUGUGGAGCUUGAUCGCCUCUCCCGGUGUACCUGUCAGGGUGGGGCGACCACCGAGGGGGUGGCUAGAAGCGGUACUGUCGGGGGUCCUUCCUGCAACAUGCACACGCCUGUUGAAAUAGAGCCCGCAUCAGUCCGCGAGCCUUCGCUCAUGCGCACUGCUCUCAAAGACAAAUCCACCUGGCUUCUAUCCUUCUUCCUCUUGUUCUACCAGGGUGGUGAGGUAGCGAUGGGAGGCUGGAUUGUCACCUUUCUCCUCAAGUCGCGUGGAGGAAACCCAAAGAACAUUGCGUAUGCGGCAGCUGGAUUCUGGGCUGGGUUGACCCUUGGGAGAAUGAGUCUUACCAGACCAGUUGAAAAAUUCUUAGGUGGCCGCAGGGGCGUGAUCGUGUUAUUAGUCUUGUCCAUCGCCUUAGCGUUGCUCACAUGGGUGAUUCCGCAUGUGAUUGUGGCUGCUGUGUUUCUCUCGCUCUGCGGGUUGGCCAUUGGGCCCGUCUACACGUUGAUGAUCGCGGUGUCAUCUCGAACCUUUCCGAGAAAGAUUCAGGUGGUUUCGCUUACCAUUGUCUCUGCGUUUGGUUCCUCUGGCGGAGCGGUCUUUCCGUUCUUGGUGGGUCUUAUAUCGCAGUAUGUCGGAACCUAUGCCGUUUUGCCGAUUUUCAUGAGCUUGCUUGGUGCUUGUUUAGGGUGCUGGUUAUUAUUGCCAAAUAUCGAUCGAAAUGCCAAACUGGUGUGGUGGCACUAUCUUUGGUAGGACCGAUGGAGCAUGCGGUAUUGAUCUAGUACAAUAAUAUUCUCAAAGGCGUGAGUACCGCUGAGCGUUUACUGGUUAAGGUGGCUGCUGAAAUAUUAGCGAGAACGUUCAAAGUGAAAGGCGUUCCAAAGGCAUGAUUGAUCUUUCAUCUUGGAAAUGUAUCAAACCUUGAGAGACUUGACCGAUGACAGAUCUGUAUUUCCGGGUAAUGCAUGGUUUUACUCGAUAGUCCCUAGAUCAUUUUAUAUUUUCAACUAUUCUUAUUAAGAUCGCUGAAGUGUUGUAGCAACUGCUUAUUUUUAUUUUUCCUAGCCCCGGGUCAUGCUCCCACCUUUUGCUAGUUUGCGGAAAUAAUUUCAUACCAGCUUCCCCAGAAUAUUUGCAUAUCGGCUCAUCGCGCUCCUAAUGCAUAUCCUGCAUUUGCUGGUUUUUUUUUCAACUACAUUUUUCAUCUUACACCCCCACCCUUAUUCCUU